This is a messenger RNA of Salvia miltiorrhiza (redroot sage), 2918 nucleotides long. RefSeq lists its product as uncharacterized. NCBI's taxonomy places the organism in Eukaryota, Viridiplantae, Streptophyta, Magnoliopsida, Lamiales, Lamiaceae. The record is from RefSeq and is a predicted model, not a curated record. The transcript has a single exon. Bases 1580 to 2572 code for a protein of 330 amino acids.
GGUAAUAUUGUCAGUUUGUUGUUCCUUAUUAUUUAAAUUCCUUGAUUUCGGCUCUGAAAGUGGGCGAUGUGUUUUCUGGUAUUUGUAAGUGACCCGAUUGGUUUUUGUGCGAUGGAUUUGUGCUAGUUGACCGUUGAUUGCGCUCUUUUAAUCUGUUAAAGCUGGUGUGAGUUUUCAACUUCUGUUGAAAUGUUGGCUAGCUAAUGGCCUAUGCUAAUCGUUAGAAGACUGCAUUUGAAAUGCGCUGCUCGAGCCGUAGAUUCAGUUAUUGAUUAUUGAGUGUUGUGCAUCGAUGCAGAGAUUUUGUGAUUUUUGGAAUUUCUAGGAAUUAAGACUGAUUUUUGUAGCACAAAAUGUUGAGGGGAUGUUGGGGAGUGAAAAUGCGGUGCAUUUGGAAACAUGAGUCUGAAGUCUUUUAGGAUGAACUCUGUUCAAAUUGUUUCACGGUGAUUCGUAAUGAAGUUUUAUUCACUAUUUGUUAUUGUUGUUAGGUUAGAUAUGCUGUUUUAUACUUGAAUCGUCUGGUUAAAAUUCUCAUCGUACCCUCAUGAGUAAAUAAGGUUCCCUAAUUAGAUUCAAAUAAUACCCUGCUGAUGCAUACAAUGAUCUGUUUUGCCAUUUUGGAGCUCUUGAAUUUUGAACUUGUCCAUGUUUAGUUUCCCUUUUCUUCUGCUUAGCCAGCAUUCUGGAUCACCAUGUCCCACAUUUUAGUAAUUUUUUUUUGAUAAAUUAUAUAAGUAAAUAAAGAAAUUCAAAGACCGCGCGACGGAGGACUUGAACCCAAGACCUUAGGUCUUGAGCAUUAACCUCCUACCACUAGGCCAACACACACACACACAUUUUAGUAAAAUUUAUUGUUUCAGUAUGCAGCUGCUUUACUUAAAUAUGCUGAAACUGAUAUGCAUGUCUUAUGCUAUUUGUUGUUGAUCCUUAAGAAUCCAGAUUUCUUCUGUAACAAUUUUGACUAGCUUGAAGUGAAAUUGCUAAAGAAUUGAAUCACCAUACUAUUUGAAUUUCGUAACAAAAAACAUAUCAUACUUCCAUAAGGCCAAUAUUUAAAACUUUGUGCUCAAGGAAACCUCUGGAAUUUUAAAAACACGUUAUAUUGAGUCGCUUUGGGUUGGUGUUCACUGAAGUUCUUAUGAUUGAAUUAAUUUCAUUGACAGAGUAUUCUUUGUGGCAGUACUUUUUAAUGUCACUGGAUGAUAGCGUUAGAUCAGCUGCAGUCUGCAGAUUUAGGAUUAUCUAUAUUAUAUUAGUUUUUGUUAGUUCAUAGUUAUCUUUUAUUUUUUCGCAGUAGUUCAAUUAUUUAGGGUUAAGUUUUUAGGUCAAGACUCAUGGGCUCCAAGUUAAUUAAUUGGGCCUCAAGUCAUUUGGUCUAUAUAUAGUUCUUUACAAUUUAGGAUUAAUUAUCUUGGGGAUCAUUGUUUAGGGACAGCAAUAGCUGUAGGGCAGAGAUAUUUUUCUCUGAGGGCCUCGCAGGAGGAGUUUUAUAUAUUGUAUUUUUAUUUUCUUUCUUAUUUCUUCAUCUUCAUACGCCUUUACUCUAUCAAAUUGGUCCGACCUGCCGGAUCGAAAGAUGACGAUGACGAGAGACCAACAACGCAUGGAGCAGAUAGAGAAGGCAUUGGAGGAACUUCGCGCUGCCCAGUCUGCAGCGGCGGCGAAGCAAGCAGCGUCAGAUUCUAAACUUGACGCCAUUCUCGCCCAGUUGAAAUCCUUUGAUCACUUUGAUCGGGGCCCCGAUCCCUCGCUGUCGGAGUCAGAAAGUUCCCCCACUCCGAUGUUGCAGAAGAUGGAGAUGCCCAGUUUUGACGGAUCUGAUGCUCGUGCAUGGCUUGCACGUGCAGAGCAGUAUUUCUUGGUGCACCAGACACCUGCGGCGAAGAAGGUGGAGUUCGCCGUGAUAGCCUUGUCAGGGUCAUCGAUGUCUUGGUAUCAAUUGCUGAUCAGGAGAAUACCUAAUCCCGAUUGGGUAACUUUUCGUCAGGAGUUGCUGAUUCGAUAUGGCGAUGAGUCCGCAAUUAACGGCUAUGAAGCCUUGCUUGCAGUCAAGCAAACAGGUUCUCUCGAGGAAUAUAUCGCCGCUUUUGAGAAUAGGGUUUCACAAAUUCCUGAUUUCUCGGAUGCGCAUUACUUGGGAUUUUUCUUGGGUGGGUUGAAGAAGCAUCUGCGAGCCCAGAUUCAAGAUAGUGUAAUUUUCAGCUAUUCAGCCGCUUUACAGGCUGCUCGAAAGAUAGACCAUGCAACAUCGCCAGCCCCACCAGCGACGAACACAUCGUCGGUUGUCUCCCACACGUCGUCCGCUUCCCCGGCUGCCUCCCUCACUUCAUCUGCCCCUCCCCGCAAUUUUCGCAACAUCUCCAAUGAGGAGUACAUGAAACACCGUGCAGCUGGCACUUGUUUUCGUUGCGGCCUGAAAUAUGGGCCAUUGCAUCGCUGCCCACCUAAAACACUACAGGUUUUAAUCGGUGACAUGGAAGAUGACCCGGGCAGGGACCUAGAGAAUUAUGAGGAUACCGAGCUGAAGGAGGAAGUCCCAUGGGACCAUAUGAAUCAGCAACCGCCUUGAGGACAAGGCUGUUUCGACAAGUGGGCAAUUGAUAGCGUUAGAUCAGCUGCAGUCUGCAGAUUUAGGAUUAUCUAUAUUAUAUUAGUUUUUGUUAGUUCAUAGUUAUCUUUUAUUUUUUCGCAGUAGUUCAAUUAUUUAGGGUUAAGUUUUUAGGUCAAGACUCAUGGGCUCCAAGUUAAUUAAUUGGGCCUCAAGUCAUUUGGUCUAUAUAUAGUUCUUUACAAUUUAGGGUUAAUUAUCUUGGGGAUCAUUGUUUAGGGACAGCAAUAGCUGUAGGGCAGAGAUAUUUUUCUCUGAGGGCCUCGCAGGAGGAGUUUUAUAUAUUGUAUUUUUAUUUUCUUUCUUA